AUGAAGUUCCAUCUCUUCGCGGCCACCUUGGCUUGGGCGACACAUGCUAUGGUUGUAUCCAAAGAGCUGGAAAAGCGCUAUCCAACGGGCUCUUUUACUCUUCUUGCCUACGGUGUUGCUAAUUCAGCGGUCAAUGUCUUUUACUCUGAUGGACUUGCGUAUGUUGGCGACGCUUCUAAGUGGGAGGGAUCGGUGACUACUGACGUUACCUUUACCUUCACUGAUACCCGGCUGUACGCUACUGCCACCAACAUGGAUAUUGUUCUGGACGAUGACACGGCCUUCUACAUCCGUCCCACUGCCAACCAGAUACUAACUGUGGGGUUCACUGGAAAUGGUAUCGAGACUCCUAGCGAUGCAGCAACGGAUAAUUUUCUGUUUUACGGCAGGUAUCUCAUGUGGCAAGAUGAGAGUGGUGCUCUGAGUGAUUCCUUCCGUCUCAAGGAGACAAAUAUCACCGGUAUUUACCAACUCUACUGGGAUACUUCGAUUCUUUACCCCCUGGAUUUGUGUCUCCGGUUUUGA
Messenger RNA from Penicillium canescens, 525 nucleotides. RefSeq lists its product as uncharacterized. The transcript is spliced from 3 exons. The record is from RefSeq and is a predicted model, not a curated record. NCBI's taxonomy places the organism in Eukaryota, Fungi, Ascomycota, Eurotiomycetes, Eurotiales, Aspergillaceae. Bases 1 to 525 code for a protein of 174 amino acids.